This is a messenger RNA of Drosophila miranda, 2244 nucleotides long. RefSeq lists its product as uncharacterized. The record is from RefSeq and is a predicted model, not a curated record. NCBI's taxonomy places the organism in Eukaryota, Metazoa, Arthropoda, Insecta, Diptera, Drosophilidae. The transcript is spliced from 2 exons. The coding region runs from base 142 to 2121 and encodes 659 amino acids.
GUUUUUAUUGCCAUUCGAUUUUCAACAUAAAUUUUCAGUUGUGUUAAAACAAAACAAAAAUAAAUAAUUUACCAUAAAAUCGCUUUCGACACAUAACAAUCGUAGAUGUUUUGAAUGUAAUGGAUCAUUACAACAGUAACAAUGACACGUUGGACACUUCUAAUACUAAUUUUGGCUCUACCAUUAAUCUUCGCGGUGGAUAAAAUAAAAACAUCGCGAAAAGAGUUCCCUCCACAGAAAGAAAAUGGAAACAACUACUACAUCGAAACAUCAGAGUGUCGUAUUCUGAAUACCCAAAAAAUGUCAAAAAAUGCCACGAAUAGUAGAAAGGAUGACGAUUAUGAGAAAUGCUACCAAGAUGAUGAUUUGAUCACCACAGACUUCCAUGACGAACACCAGCGAUAUGUGAUGCUUAUAAACGAUCUUGUUUCGCAACUGAUCGUUGAGUACAAUUGCACUUAUCGUGAGAUUGGAAGGCGAAAAAAUAUCGGCCUGAAAAAAGUGCCCUUUCAGAAUGGUUAUGUGGUGCCCCAUAAUGUGGAGAGCAUGGCAGUUACCUGCAGCAAUAGCCUGGGGGAAGUGCUCCAAACAAGGACCUUGGCCUUUGUGCAGCCCCGCAGUGGGCGCCAACCGCCAAUAUCUAAGCGCCGAAAGCCCAAUGUAAUCAUGAUGGGUAUUGGUAGCAUUUCCCGAACGAUUUUUCACCAAAACUUUCCAGAAUUUAGCAAGCGUCUUCAAAUGGAGGGCUGGUACGAGAUGCAAGGAUACGGCAGAGUGGACAAGGGCCUCAUGCCCAAUUUAAUGGCCAUUCUCUCCGGCUACAUUCCUCAAACGUGGCAGAACAUAGGUUGCCAUUCGAAGAAACAAGGCUGCUUGGAGACGCUGCCCUUGAUCUGGAAUCAAUUCAAGCAGAGGGGUUAUCUGACGGCCUACGCGGAGGACGUGAGCUAUCAAAAUGUCUUUAACUUUGAAAAGUCCAGCCUCGAUUACUAUGCUAAGGGAAUCGACAGUAAAGUUCCCACUGACUGCAUUGGCAGAAUGAUGAACAUUCGAUAUGUCUAUGAAUUCUGUCAGCAAUUUCUGGAACGACAUAUGACCACGGAAUCUCAGCAGCCUCUGUUUGGACUCUUUCGGACCAACAGCUCGAGCUACGACAUGUUUGCGGAUGGUAAAAUUUUGGAACCAUUUUUUAUGGAAUAUAUUCUGAGCUUCAUUGAGCUGGGACUCUUUAAGGAAUCGAUUGUGAUCAUCUUCAGCGAUGAGGGCCCAGGCUCAGGCCAUGAGGAGACCCUGCCUAUGCUGUUUAUCUGGCUGCCUCCUUGGUUCCGUGCCGAGCAUCCUGAAGCGGUGCAGGCCUUGCAAAUCAAUAGCCAACGACUUACCUCCCCAUACGACUUGCAUCUGACUCUCCAGUACAUUCUGGAGCUGGGCGAAAGAUGGCCACACGCUGUGGAGGAGCUGGAGGACUGUCCGAAAUGCCAGACACUUCUGGCGCCGAUAAAUGAGAGCCGCGUCUGCCCGGAUGCGGGAAUAAGUGAUGAAACAUGCCCUUGCGGCAUCUACAAGUCACUUGCCACCAGGCACACAGAGCAUCUGCCGUUGGGUACGCUUCUUGUGCGCAGUAUAAACGAAUACUUGCACCACAGAAAUCUUCAAGAGUUCUGCUCCAAUUUCACCCUCAAGUCCGUUGCAGCCGUUUCCAUGCGUGUGGAGGAGCGUCAGUCACCAUCGUACAUCAACACCUAUCGAGUGACAUUCAGCGUCAACCGACAGCUCUUCGGAAGCGCCAAUCCCAAUCAUCCAGAGUUCUCCGGAAGUAUACGCUAUAACCACAAGCUGAAAACUAUGGACUAUCUGAACGUGGGAUCCAUUCAAAGAUUGGAUCCCUAUCGAAACGAUUCCAAUUGCAUGAAAAAACUGACAGGAAAGAAGUUUUGUGUGUGCAAGAGCCGAAUGGAGAAACUCAUUGAAAAAUUAAAUACCCAGAGCAUAAAGAAAAAGACAAAAAAGGAAAUUCUUAUACUUAAAAAAGAAAAGAGAUUGCCAAACCCGAAAUACCAAAAAAAAAGCAAGCAACGUCGACACCCGGCAGAAAAAAACGUUGGAAAACACAACAAAUAAUCGAAAGGAAGCCUCGAUAAAGAAAAAUUGAUAAUCGAAACUCAUGUCUAAUGGAUUUUGCACCAAAACAUUACAAUUAUCACGCUAAAAAUGUAUAAUGUUUCCGGCAGUCGCUAGUUAAUG